AUGGGCAAGAACAACUCAAAGAAGGCUGCGCGCCAUGCUCGCAUUACUCAGGACUUCUUUAACCAGGUUCCGGAAUCAUCUACGGAAGAAUCGGCCAAGACCACCACUGAGAGGCCUUCAAUUUCUUUGCCCACGCAAGUCGCCAGAGCACUCAAUUCUUUUGUCAACACUUCAAACGCUCCCAAUCCUACCAUCUUGAGUGGCACCUUUCAACAGAUCGAUCUGGGCGACGACUACAGACAAGUUGCCUGCUUACUCGGAGAGCGUGUUUUCCACACCUUUGAGAGGAGCAAAGACGCCGCUCGAGAUCUCCUUCGUCACUUCUUCACCACUGCUUACUUGACUGUUGACCAGUCGACUGGCAAGAGGGAGUGGCGUGUUGACACGGACGUCAAGAUUGAAAUUGUUCACGCUAUCAAAACCAACAAAUUCAUCGGCCUCUUCACCAGUCAGAGACCUGUCAAAGGCACCAAUCCUGUUGAGUUUGAGGACGUCAUUGACUCUCCAUCCUUCCUCGACGAAUUUGACGUGAUUGGCAUCAUUGUCGACUUCUUUUUCGACUGGGCGGUUGAGUGCGCAGAUUUCCUCCGUCGUAACCCAGACCACAAAGCUGUCGACAUUCCCUUCAAGACCUACGUCGAACACUACCGUCCUUUCACCUGCAUCGGCAUCAUCGAGAUCGCUGCUGCCAUCAGAAACGGAAAGACCAUUGACAUCGACCCUCGACCUCUCGAAUUCUUCAUCGCCGUCAGAAUGAACAACAUGGCUGAUGAGCAGAAUCUUUUCAUCCAGGGUAAACCAAAGAAGACUGGCCGCAAGAACAACAAGAACAAAGGUGAAGGCAAAGUGAAAGCUACUGAACCAGACUCCAACAACAUGGAGUACACUGCCAAACCGGUUGAGAAGAAACAAGAUGACAAAGACAAAGCCGCCGACAUGGAUGUCGCUGCCAAACCUGUUGAGAAGAAACAAGUUGACAAAGAUCAUAACACCAAGAAGAAUGUCGCUGUCAAAGGUGCCAAAGACUUGGAAGAUGACAAAGAAGAUACCAGCGAGGAUGACGCUGCCGCUGCUACCGCUGCUGCUGAGUCCUCUGUCACCAAAGUCGAGUCCACUGCUGAAGAUGUCAAAGGCAAACAGGUCAACAAAGAUAACAUCACUCUCCCUCUCGCCACUGCUACCACAGGUCGCAACAUUGCUGUCACUCCUGAUGAACCUCUUGCUACCAUGACUGCUGGAAUUGUCACUGCCUCUACUGGUCGCAACAUCACUCCUGACGACCAUGUUGCUACUAGAACUGCUGGAGCUGGCAAUGCCGCUGCUGGUCGCAAAAUUACUGUCACUCCUGAUGACCAUGUUGCUACUUUGACUGCUGGUGCUCGAAAUAUUUCCAUCAACGACACACGCACAGAUGAAGAUCCGUAUGGUCUCCGCAAUCGUCGUUCGAAAUGGUCUACUAGUGCUCAUGGUUCUGCCACGAACAAGUCCACUGCUGAAGAUGACGAUCCGUUGAAUCUUCGCGCUCGUUCAAGACUCCCAGCUGCAUCCGUCAUCCACACCGACAUGUUCACUGACGCUGAUGGUCCUACUCCUACUGGUCCUCCAAUUCCUGGUCCUGCCACCACUGGUCGUACCUCUGCCGGCACUCGAUCUGGUUACCCUGAUCUGGAGACUAUCCGAGCUCGUCGUCAUGAAAGAAUUCGUGAACGCUUAGCUAGACACGGCGCUAACUUUCCUACCGCAACUACCGCUACUCCCACGACUGCCACUGUCACGACUGCCACUGCCACUGAUGCGCCUGGUACUGAUGAGUGCACUGCACCACCUCCUCGUGUUUGCCCUGGUCGUCGUCAAGCUUCUGCUGCGACUGCAGGAUCCAGCACCACUCCUCAACAGCCACGUGCCGCAGAACCACGUGAGACUGCCAUCCAACGCCUUGCCAAGAACCGACUCUACCAGGAGCUCCAGGAUCUUGUCAACACCAACUUCCCUUCUGCUGCGGCUCGCCGCACGGCCUUCGCGCAGGCCAGACAGCGCCUUCUACAUUCCGAGACGGUGGCGGCGGCACGCGGAGAGCAACCUCUGCGUGCCACUGCCACCAAGGCGACGCAGGAGGCAUUGACAAUCGGGCGCGAUGACGCGUUGAACGCGGUCCGGCAGCAACGUGCUGCCGAGGCCGCUCGGAUGAGGGCCAGCAGGGCCGGAACGGAGGCGAACGCUCGUGCCAGAGAGCAGGGGUUCGGGUUUGACAUCGGGGGGAUGGGCGGGUGGUAUGGCGAGUUGGAGGCCAUGCAGAUCCAGGGUCUUGGUGGCAACAAGGCCACUGGCAAGAAGGAGGACGAGGCCAAGGAGAAGUGA
Fonsecaea pedrosoi CBS 271.37 is the source of this 2358-nucleotide messenger RNA. RefSeq lists its product as uncharacterized. Bases 1 to 2358 code for a protein of 785 amino acids. NCBI's taxonomy places the organism in Eukaryota, Fungi, Ascomycota, Eurotiomycetes, Chaetothyriales, Herpotrichiellaceae. The record is from RefSeq and is a predicted model, not a curated record. The transcript has 2 exons.